UCUGUCAAAAUCCUUGUGUGAGCGAAGAUAGUACGUAUUUUUCAGCGAGUUACAAAGUAAUUUACUUCGCAAAUUUAAAUGUGCACGAAUAGAUUUGUUUUUGGAUAAAGUUAUUGUCGAAACAAUGAGCGAAAACUCUCUGUCAGGGGCACAGCCCCUGGUCAAAAUUGGCCACUACAUUUUGGGGCAAACUCUGGGAGUUGGUACCUUUGGAAAAGUGAAAAUAGGUGAGCAUCAACUCACGAAGCACAAGGUGGCCGUGAAAAUCCUUAACCGUCAAAAAAUCAAGAGCCUAGAUGUGGUUGGCAAGAUUCGUAGAGAAAUACAAAACCUGAAACUGUUCAGACACCCCCAUAUUAUUAAAUUGUACCAAGUUAUCAGUACCCCUACAGACAUAUUUAUGAUCAUGGAGUACGUUUCUGGCGGGGAAUUAUUUGAUUAUAUUGUUAACCAUGGUAAAUUACAAGAGCAUGAAGCUCGCAGAUUUUUUCAGCAAAUAAUAUCAGGGGUUGAUUACUGUCACAGGCAUAUGAUUGUACACAGAGAUUUAAAACCUGAAAAUUUGUUAUUGGAUCAUAAUAUGCACGUUAAAAUUGCCGAUUUUGGACUUUCCAAUAUGAUGAUGGAUGGGGAAUUUUUAAGAACCAGUUGUGGAUCCCCUAACUAUGCAGCACCUGAGGUAAUCUCUGGAAAACUGUACGCAGGUCCUGAAGUGGAUAUUUGGUCUUGCGGAGUGAUUCUCUACGCUCUAUUAUGCGGUACUCUUCCUUUCGAUGACGAGCACGUUCCUACUUUAUUCAGAAAAAUUAAAUCCGGUAUUUUCCCUAUUCCGGAAUACUUGAAUAAGUCGGUUAUCAGUUUGUUAUGCCAGAUGUUACAUAUCGAUCCCAUGAAACGGGCUUCGAUCGACGACAUCAAAAAGCACGAGUGGUUCCAGAAAGAUUGCCCCGCUUACUUGUUUCCCUCUCCCGUGGAGCAGGAUUCCUCCGUUAUCGAUACCGGGGCCGUUUUGGAGGUUUGCGAGAAAUUCGGCGUUCAGGAAUCGGAAGUGCACGCUGCUCUUUUGAGCGGAGACCCCCACGAUCAACUCGCAAUCGCCUAUCAUCUCAUCAUCGACAACAAGCGCAUAGCUGAUGAGGCGGCAAAGGCGGAAAUUAAAGAUUUCUAUGUGGCGGGAAGCCCGCCCCCAGUCAACAUGAGCCCCAGUCCUAGUCCUUGCGACCUUGGAGGCAGCAGCCCGAUGAAGCCGCACCCCGAGAGGAUUGCCCCCUUAAGAGAUAGAGUUAUUGCUUCCAAUCAUGCUGCUUCAGGAGAAAGAGGAAGAGUUAAGAGAGCCAAGUGGCAUUUAGGCAUCAGAUCCCAAAGCAAACCAAAUGACAUAAUGAUGGAAGUUUACAGAGCUAUGAAAGCUUUAGACUUUGAAUGGAAGGUUAUUAAUCCGUUCCAUGUGAGAGUAAGGCAUAAAAAUAGCCUACACGAAAAGUAUGUGAUGAUGUCCCUACAAUUAUACCAGGUCGAUUAUAAGAGCUAUUUAUUGGACUUCAAAAGCCUAAGUAAUGAGGAUAUAGAGUCCAGUAAUGCCAACAUAAUUCUGGGUGCAAUUCCCACCCCAGUUUUAACUGGUAGCACCAUAAAUGUUACCACAAAAGCAUGUGGGCAUCAUACCAUGGAGUUCUUUGAAAUGUGCGCUGCUUUAAUUAUACAACUUGCAAGAUAAACUUUUUAAACAUAUAUAAAUAUUUUAUUGUAGAGGCUUCAUUGUUAUAAUUCCUUUAUUUUUGUUUUAUUUUUUAUUAUAUAUUUUUUAAAGUGA
Messenger RNA from Brassicogethes aeneus, 1813 nucleotides. NCBI's taxonomy places the organism in Eukaryota, Metazoa, Arthropoda, Insecta, Coleoptera, Nitidulidae. The record is from the annotation of a GenBank genome assembly.